AUGACCGUCAACAAGGCGCCGAAGAAUUCAUCGACAGGGAUCGUUGACGGUGCGCGUGCAGUCGAAAAGGGUUUGUGCAAGGGUGGUGACGCGAGAUGGUCUGAAUGCGCGAGUGCUAUCGAAGGAAGAGUCAAGUCAAGUGGUGACAAGUGUAUUUGUGGUCAAGAAGUGGAAACUACAUCCAAGGCGAACGACGACUACGAGAUGUCAAGAUGUGACAUGGUGCUGGACGAUGGGGGAGCUGGAAUACCUGGAACGCUCGGUAUCAUCGAGGUUGGCUGGAGCGCAGGGGCAAGACUCAAUCAAGAUUCCCAUGGUGCACGGAUGCAGCAGUGA
This is a messenger RNA of Peronospora matthiolae, 336 nucleotides long. NCBI's taxonomy places the organism in Eukaryota, Oomycota, Peronosporomycetes, Peronosporales, Peronosporaceae. The record is from the annotation of a GenBank genome assembly.